CCACCGCGGCUCCCCGCCGCGGGAUCCCUGAAGGAAGUCCCGCUCCGGGCGCGGCCUCAUUGGGCCCAACCGCGGGGCUCUCCCCUCCCUUCGGAGAGGCAGCGCCGGAGCGCAUUGGGCGCACGCGGUGUCCGUCCGGCCCCGCCGGGCGCUCCGCUUCCCUCCGCCCGCCCCUCCGCUCCCGGAGCCGGGCAGCGCCUCACUGGGCGGGGCGGCCGACGCCCUGGUAGGGAGUGACAAGGUGGAAGGAUGAAGGAACCCAUUUGUCCGCCUUGCCGUGCGCUGGCUGCCCUCGCCAGUUCGGGCUGCACUGGGCCCACCCAUGGCCUUCAGCUCCUCCAGGGAUGGAGGUGUGCUGCGUUGUGUGGCCUCGGCCUUUCCCUUCUCCCAGAGUCGAGCUCAGGCCGCUGCUGAGUGCGUGGCGCGGCUGUGUGAGCGCAGCGUUCCCCAGAGCCACUUCAUGCGUCUAAAGUGCACGGAUGGCGCCGAUGUGUGGAUUUCUCAGCAAAGGCAGAGCAUCCCUGCUCACUGUGAAAGAAGCUGCUCUUCUUCAUUACACAAAGUGCUUCUCUCUGGUUGAUGUGAGGUUUUCGGAGAGGUCCUGCUUCCUGCCAUCCAGGCCUCAGAGCUGGAGCCGGCCAAACGUCUGCCCCGUGUUGGAGCUGGCACUGGUGGGACACCAACAGCCAUGUGUGCAGGCCUUCAGCCGCAUGGUCAAGAUGUGGAAACAGGGCUGCACAGGGAGGAGGUGGUGCAUGGGAUACGAGAGGAGGUCCGGUUACUACACUGUGUACAAGCAGGUGUACAGAAUGGAGCACCAGACUGUCUAUAAGUGCUGCCCUGGGUGGGCUCAACACAACAGCGAACCUGGCUGCUUGCAUAUGCUGUGUGCUGCUGACACUUGCUUCAAUGGAGGGAAGUGUUCUGAAGAAGGAUCUCGCAUGUGCCAGUGUCCUGCAGGAUUUCAGGGUCCUCGCUGCCAGUAUGAUGUAAAUGAGUGCAGCACUGAGAACGGAGGCUGUCAGGACCAGUGCUGUAACACCAUCGGCAGCUACCACUGCAAAUGCCCAGCUGGCCAGAAACUGGGGGAAGAUGGGAAAUCGUGCGGAGAUGUAGAUGAGUGUGCAGAGGUGAAUGGAGGCUGCCAGCAGGGCUGCAUCAACACCCACGGCUCCUUCCACUGCCACUGUCAGGCAGGACACAGGCUGCACGCCGAUGGGCGCACGUGCUUGCUGAUAGACCCCUGCACAAGUGGGAAUGGAGGAUGCUCACAAAUCUGUCAAAAUGAGAGAGGAACUGCCAAAUGCGAGUGUCAUCCAGGGCAUUAUCUUUCUGCAGACAAGAAGUCCUGCUUAGACAUUGACGAGUGUGCAGAAGGGAGAGCCAGGUGUGCUCAUCGCUGUGUGAACACGCUGGGAUCCUUCACCUGUGCCUGUAAUCCCGGCUUCGAGCUGGGGGCUGAUGGGAAGCAGUGCUACCGCAUUGAAAUGGAGAUAGUGGACAGCUGCCAGGAGGACAACGGUGGAUGCUCCCACCGCUGCGAGCACACAGCAGCGGGGCCACGCUGCUCCUGCCACGACGGCUACGUGCUCGACUCAGACAGCAGGACAUGCACAGAUCUGGAUGAGUGCGAGACCGGCGAGUCGUGCUGCUCCCAGUUCUGCAUCAACUACGUGGGCAGCUACGAGUGCACCUGUAGGGCGGGCUUCCAGCCCAGUGCCGACGGCUGCGGCUGCGAUGACGUGGAUGAAUGUCAUCUGGAGAAUGGCAAGUGCGACCACGUCUGCGUUAAUUCCCUGGGGUCGUACGAAUGUGCCUGCAAGGAGGGCUACCGGCCGGGCGCUGACCGACGCUCCUGCAUCGCACUAGGUGGGGACGCAGCGGUGUCGGGCUUCGCGGGGGCUCCGGGGCUGCAGUUCAGAGGUGCCCCCCAGCUCCUGCACUACGUGCUCGGGGCCCCGCGGGAGGACGAGGAGCGGCGAGGGGAGCUGACGUUGGUGCACAGAGCCGUUUGCCUCGAUAACACUUUUGGCAAUGACUGCAGCUUGAGCUGUGAGGAUUGUAUGAAUGGAGGCAGAUGUAACAGCGAGAACAGUGGCUGUGUUUGCUCACCUGGGUGGACCGGCAUUAUCUGCAAUGAAACCUGCUCCCAGGGGACGUACGGUGACGGCUGUGCCAGUGUCUGCUCAUGCCAGAAUGGAGGCUCCUGUGACCCCAUCACGGGGCUGUGCCGCUGCCCGCCAGGAGUCCAGGGGCCAUUUUGUGAGGACGGUUGUCCCAGAGGAUUCUUUGGGAAGAACUGCAACAAACCAUGCAACUGUGCCAACAGCGGCCACUGCCACCGGUUAUACGGAGCCUGCUUAUGCGACCCCGGGCUGUACGGACGCUUCUGCCACCUCACCUGUCCCAGGUGGGCCUUCGGCACGGGCUGCUCGCAGGAGUGUCAGUGCGUGAAGGAGCAUGCUCUGGGAUGCAGCGCACAGAACGGGACCUGCACCUGCAAGCCUGGAUAUCACGGCAAGAAGUGCCAGAAAGCAUGCACACCUGGCUUUUAUGGGGCCGGCUGCAAACUGAGGUGCAACUGUUCCACCGAUGUUUUGUGCGACCAUGAGACGGGAGCCUGCAAGCGUCCGUGCCCGCCUGGUUUCCAUGGAGUAAAAUGCCAUUCCUCUUGCCAGCCUGGGAGUUUUGGGGUGGACUGCAGGCAGAGCUGCAGCUGCGGGGGAGCACCCUGCGACCCAGAGACCGGGCGUUGUAUCUGCCCAGCUGGGAAAACUGGUGCCAUGUGUGAGAGAGCCUGCCCCGAUGGAUACUAUGGGCAAAACUGCCUGCUGCCAUGCAACUGUGGCAGUGAUGCUCCAUGUCACCACGUCACUGGGGAGUGCAUGUGUCCCCCUGGCUGGACUGGCCACGACUGCAAGCACCCCUGCAAUAGCGGCCACUGGGGACAGCACUGCAAAAACUCCUGUGCCUGCAAUAACAGCGAUGGGAGCUGCGAUCCUGUCACCGGGUCCUGUUUCUGUGAGCCAGGAUUCACUGGGAAGCACUGCGAGCAGAGAUGCCCUGAGGGAAGCUUUGGCCCCAGCUGCGUGCACAGCUGCCAGUGCCAGAACGGAGCCGCGUGCGACCACGUGAGCGGAGCCUGCACGUGCGGUGCUGGAUGGACCGGGACCUUCUGCGAGAAAGCUUGCCCAGAAGGAUUUUUUGGGCUUGACUGCCACCAGGUGUGCAACUGCAAGAACGCUGCGGGCUGUGACCAUGUCCUGGGGACGUGCCGCUGCCUCCCGGGCUGGCAGGGCAAGACCUGCGAGCAGCCGUGCCAGGGGAACAGGUACGGGCAGGGCUGCGCUCACACCUGCAGCUGCCACAACGGAGCACUCUGCCACCACGUAACGGGGACGUGUGCCUGCACCCCGGGCUGGGGAGGAGCCACCUGCCGAGAAGCCUGUCCCCCAGGGUGGCACGGUGCUGGCUGCCUGCAGCGCUGCAUCUGCCACGGCCAGGCUGCGUGUGACCCCGUGAGCGGCGAGUGCCAGUGUCCCAAGGGCCGGACGGGGACAUCUUGCGAGCUCGGUGAGUGUUCUCAGUCCUUUAAGACUCCUGUGCCCCAUCUCACUGCGCUGUCACCACGCUGUCUCGUUGCAGAGUGUGAGGACGGGAGCUACGGAGCGGGCUGCAGGCAGAACUGCAGCUGCCACCACGGGGAUUGUGACCGGCACUCGGGGAAGUGCCUGUGCCACGCCGGCUGGACCGGGGACCGCUGCGAUGCUGCGUGUCCCCCAGGAUUUUUUGGCGAGCGGUGCGAGGAGCAAUGCGACUGCAUUCACAGCGUGUCCUGCCACCCCCAAACUGGAGCCUGUCGCUGCGCCAAGGGCUGGCGAGGCAGGCACUGCGACAAACCCUGCUUGCCUGGCCACUAUGGUGUGGGUUGUUCCCAGCGGUGCCGCUGCCCUGCAGGAACCCCCUGCCACCACCUGAGUGGUGAGUGCGGCUGUCCUCCGGGAUUCACCGGCCACAGCUGUGAGAGAACUUGUCCACCAAACACGUACGGCCAGAGCUGCAGCCAAGCCUGUCGUUGCCGUGCCGAGGAGGACUGUCACCCCGUCACCGGGCGCUGCGUGUGCCGCCCCGGGUACCACGGGGCCCGCUGCGACCGCCGGUGUCCGAAAGGUACUUACGGUUCAAACUGCCAAAAAUCCUGUAAGUGCAUGAACGGAGGCCACUGCGACCCGGUGUCGGGAACUUGCGAUUGCGGGCCUGGUUUCAUUGGAGCCGACUGUGGUAAAACUUGCCCUGAAAAUCGAUACGGGAAGGACUGCGCCCUGUUCUGUGCCUGUGGUAAAGGUCAGUGUGACCCACAGACUGGCAGCUGUACCUGCCCUCCUGGCCAAACGGGACCUGGCUGUCAGCAAGUGUGUCCCCAGGGACGGUACGGCGCCAGCUGCCGCCUGACGUGCACCUGUCAGAACGGUGCUAUCUGUGACCAUGUGGAUGGCAGCUGCACCUGUGGACUCGGAUGGACAGGAAAACGGUGUGAGAAAGAAUGUCUCCCUGGCACAUACGGCCCCGACUGCAGCUUGGAGUGCUUGUGCCAGCACAAUGGCACCUGCGACAGGUUCACGGGCUGCUGCCGCUGCCCCGCGGGGUUCUACGGGCGCUCCUGUGAGCACGGGUGUCCCCCUGGGUUUUAUGGGCUGAGCUGCCUUCAUGCAUGUGCCUGUAAAAACGGAGCGAGCUGCGACGCCGUGACGGGACAGUGCGUUUGUCCCUUGGGGUACCAGGGUAUCCACUGCGAGAAAGGCUGUGCCAGCGGGCGCUUUGGUGAGCGGUGCCAGCGCCGGUGCGACUGUGGAGGAGCUCCCUGCGACCUGGCCACGGGGAAGUGCCUCUGCCCACCUGGGAAGACUGGGGACAAAUGUGACAUCGGCUGCCGGUCAGACCAGUACGGCCCCGACUGCUCUCUGCGAUGCCAGUGUGCCAGCAAGUCCCAGUGCAACCCGUACAAUGGGAAAUGUGUCUGUCCAGCCACGUGGAUGGGGCCAACCUGCAAGGAAGGUGGCCCUCCAAAGCUUCCUUUUUAUGAAGAACAAACUCAAGAAAGAGGGAAUAUUUUUCCGAGAGCUCUACAACAGUAACAUUUGGACUAAUAAAUGAACUCUUUUAUAUGCACAGACGGUAUUUGAAUUUGGAUAUGAAAACAGCUAUUCAAUUCAGCUUGAAUUGUACUGAAGUAUUCACACUUCUUAUGGAAGACUACAGAGGCCAUUUAGUAGCUGGAUCCAUUUAAAAAGUUGAAUCUGUUUCAUGUAUUUAUUCCUAGCUUGUUACCUCUCCAUUAGUCUACUUGGGACAUUCUUUCUGAUAUGUAGUAUAAUUCGUUGCUUGAAAGCUUGGACAUGUGAGUUUUUUGUUUUGUUUUUUUGCUUUUUGUAACACCAGCUCCAAAGAGGAUUGGUAACAUACCAAUUUAGAGUCAUGCCAUGUUAAAUGAGCGUUUCAGAGAUUAUGAAGCCAAUACGUGUUCACUGCAAAAUCGUGUUGCACAGAAACUAGUGGGAUUCACCAAAUUAAUUCGUCUGUGAAAAACACUGUAUGUUGUAGAAAAGCAUCCAGUCUAAUCUUAAAAUUGUAACUGGUGAAGAAUAUGCCACAAUCUUUGAUAAGUCAUUAAUUCAUUUGAGAAUACAUAUCACAUUUUGAGUGUGGACUGUCUAACUGGAAGGUCUCCAUCCAUAUCUUGCUGGCAACUGAGGCAAGAUGUUAGUGUCAGGCUCCCCUGGUUUUCUGUGUUCUCCCAUCUCAUCAGUGGAGUUUCUCAGCAGUUUAAGUCAAACUGUACAGCAGUUCUUGUAAAACUCUUCCUUAUAAUGGAGGAAGCUUUAUCUCGGAUGGAGAAAGCAGAUAGCGAGGAUAGAUGUGUAACAAUAAUCUGUGUGCUCUUUAUGUAAAGGAUUAUAAUGUGCUCUUACCACACAAUAAUUUAACUGUCAGCUUUAAAAAGUCCUGAUACCAUUCAACAGCUGCUGUUGGUCACUUAGAACAAGGUCUUUUUGGUGCUAUUUUUGUCUGUAUAGACAAGCUGUUCUUCUAUUAAUGACUUGGUCCUAUAUUAGAAAUAAUGUUCUUUUUUUUAGAAUUCUGAAUUAAUGAAGCUAAAAGAUUUCGGAGUAACUGUUUAUAGUUCUCUUUAGGUUAAGAGUUACAAUAUGUGCUCAGUAACCUCUUGAGUCUGACUAAAUCAGAGGUGCCCUUGGUCAAAGGCACCAGGAUCAUGGGCUCUGCUGACCACAUAGCACAGGCUGCUCCAGGUUUUGUGUUCGUACUAGCAUUGCCAUUCACACUCCACAACGAAUCACAACUCUGCAAGGGAUUUUUGCCAUAGAAGAGAGAAAGUGACAACAAUUGCUCACUUGUGAUUUUUAAUCAUGUUUAUGGUUGCAGUUGGAUAACGAGUAUGUGAAGCAGCAUUUACCCCUCGGUUCUCCUCAAGUCUUAAACCAAUCUGCAGUCAGAGGUGCCCGGUACGAAGCAAGUAAUGCUUGCUCACCUGGAACUGCAAUUCAAGCUGUGAUCUUUUGGAAGCAAUAAACGUUUACUAGGUGUUUUUUUCAAGCCUCGUGGAAGUCUUAUUGUUGUUGUUCAAAACUUCAUGGGUAUUGGAAGCCAUUCUAAACUCGGUAGAGAUAUUUGUGACCGUGACCAGAUUAAUUAACCAACUGUGCUUUCAGCCAGAAGAUCUCAGGAGCUGAUCCUGAUCUUGUCGUUUCUUUAUGAUAGCUCUGUAAACUGCUAGAAACUUUGCUUGAUGUGAAUGUGACAAAUUUGUUGUUUCCAAACUAGUCAGAAGUGAGUUGUUCUCAGCAGGAUUUUUUCUGUAAGCCAUGGCAGUUAAAAUGUUCUUUUGGUGAUGUGCUGGUCUGAUCUCCAGCUGUGAAGUUGGGGCAUUUUCACUGCAUUGGAACUGCUAAGGUAAAUCUAGUGCAAGACGAUUAGAUGUCAUUGUAGUAACUGAUGAAGAAAAAACAUGUCCGGAUCAACCAAUAGUCGUCUUUUGAUUUCAACUACAUAUUUACCACAGAGCCAAACUGUAAUAGUAGUGUAAGCACCGCCUUAUAUUAAAGAUUUUUCAUGUUAAAGAAUGAGAUAGGAAGAGACCUGAAGGUCCAGGUUUCUCCUAGGGCCACCUUCAAAGUUAAAUGAGAUUGCUCAGAGAUUCAUCCAGUUGUUUCCACUAUCUCCAAGGAUGCAGAGCCCACAGCCCCUUUGGGGCCACGCCCUGAUGAAAAUUUAAUACUGAUGAUUUAUUUUUUCCUAGUUUCUAACCAGAAUUUUCCACAUUUCAACUUCCAUCCACCACUUCUCAUCCUUUCAAAGUGCAUCUCUGAGAAGAGCUUGGCUUCAUCUUGUCUGCAGCCCCCAUGGGGUGGUUGAAGACGGCAGUAGACCCUCCCAUGGUCUUCUCUUACGAAGACUGAGGACGCAUGGCUCCCUCAGCCCCCCUCACACGAUGUGUGCCCCAGUUUCUGCUUGCCAUGCUGAUCCUCCACUGGCCCUGGUGAAGUUCAUUGAACAUAGCAGUUUUCAGAAAGAUGCUCAAUGUCUGGUAUGGUUACUCAGCAGCUAAUGCAUAAAACCUUACAUUUUACUGUUUGACAGCAGUUUAUAAAACAUACAGUUUUUUUCUUAUCUACGUACAUGUGAUUGGAGCAGCUAAUCAAAGGGGAAACUUGAUUCUCAAGCCAUAUUCUUUACACCUGUGUACCGUGUUUACAUUUUCCACAGCAACUUGAUAUUGGAACUGUAAAUAUGUACUAUAAAGGAAAUAAAAGAUUUCAUGUUAA
This is a messenger RNA of Numida meleagris (helmeted guineafowl), 7841 nucleotides long. Its product is annotated as multiple epidermal growth factor-like domains protein 6. Gene Ontology annotation, molecular function: calcium ion binding; protein binding; scavenger receptor activity. Lineage: Eukaryota; Metazoa; Chordata; Aves; Galliformes; Numididae. The coding region runs from base 480 to 5135 and encodes 1551 amino acids. The record is from RefSeq and is a predicted model, not a curated record. The transcript is spliced from 36 exons.